GAAAAGAAAAGAAAAGAAAUAGAGGCAAGCAGAUUGUAUUGUAUGCAUUAAGGUGUAGAGUAGCGCGGCGCAGCUCAGUCUUCCGUCUGUCUAGUGUCUCUCUACAGCCGAGAUAACCUAUAUCGAAACCCUAAUUCACUCGCUAAGAAUCUCCCAGUCCACAAAACCCUAGCUCCCUCUCUUUCCUAACCAGUUCCUCUUCGCUUCAAAUACCCCAUUCCUUUCAAUAUUAUUCAUCGCAAUAAUAACAAUAACAAUAACGUUAACAUUAACAAUAUUAUUCAUCGCAAUAAUAACAAUAACAAUAACAAUAAGUCUGCCAACAGCUUCUAUUGCCAGCCAUGGACCUGCAGCGAGCUAUGCUGGACGAACUCAUGGGUGCAGAUCGUAAUUUGACGGAGGAACAGAGAAAAGAUUACAAAGAAAUAACAUGGGAUUCAAAAGAGGUGUGUCCUUAUUAUAUGGCCAGAUUUUGUCCUCAUGACCUCUUUGUCAACACCAAAAGUGACCUCGGGCCAUGCGAUAGAAUUCAUGAUCCCAAGUUAAAAGAAGGUUUUGAAAAGUCACCAAGACACGAUAGAUAUCUACCCAAAUUUGAAGCUGAACUUGCUCAGCGUUGUGAAAAAUUGGUAAUGGACUUGGAUAGAAGAGUCAGGCGUGGACGAGAACGCCUAGCUCAAGGGGAGGAACCUAUACCUCCUCCUCCAAUGUCAGCUGAAAAGUCUGAACAGUUAUCAGUGGUGGAGGAGAAAAUAAAGAACCUCCUAGUGCAAGUGGAGUCUCUUGGUGAAGCUGGAAAGGUUGAUGAAGCUCAAGCUCUUAUGAAAAAGGUGGAUGAACUCAAUGCUGAGAAGGCCUUGAUUCAGCUCCAAAGUGAUAAAGUGUUGAUGAUUCCACAGGAAAAAAAGAUGGCCUUGUGUGAGAUUUGUGGUUCAUUUCUGGUAGCAAAUGAUGCUGCAGAAAGGACUCAGUCUCAUGUUGUAGGGAAGCAGCACAUAGGUUAUGGCAUGGUCCGAGAUUUCAUCACAGAGUACAAGGCGGCUAAGGAGAAGGCAAAGGAAGAUGAGAGACUAGCUAGGGAGAAAGAAGCUGAAGAACGGAGGAAGCUGAGGGAGAAGGAAUAUGAGAGGCGAAGGAGUGGUUCAAAUGAUAGGGAUAGGUCUCAUGAUAGAGAUCGAGACAGGGAGAGUCACCGCUUCCAGGAACGUGAACGCGGUCGUGAAAGGUCGCGGGAGUGGAAUGGCAGAGGUAGUGGGGAUGGAGGAAAAAGGAUGGACUGGAGGUCGAGGAACGGAAGAGAUAGCGGCAGGGAUAAGUAUCGUGAAUGGAGUAGGUCACGCUCGCCUGUCAGACAUGGUCACAAAAGAUCCUCUAGAAGUCCAUACUAAGUGGAUGUGUAGAUAGAUAUCAAGCUUUUAAAUAAUAUGAGCUUUGUUGAGACUAUACCUCUCAUUCACCAGUGUUAUAGAGGAGAAAAUGGUUGAGGUAGGUAUGACUUGUUAUUGUUGUAAGCCUUUUAUGUUCCUCUCAGGCUUUGGCUGAACUGAAUUUCUUUUACGCUAUUGUCUAUGGAAUACUGCUGCUGAUAGGGAUGGUGGUUUUAUGUCUCAAUUUCGAGGUAACACAUUAAUAUUUCUGUCAUCCCCAAGUGAUAGGUUGAGUGCCCUUGCUUAUUGAUAGGUUUAUUUUGAGUUCAAGUUGAUGCAAUUUUGCUUGGUACCACGGCUUCAUUAAACAGUGAUCUAAAUUCCAAUAUCUACUGUAAUUAACCAUGUACAAAUUAAAAUGAUUUUACAGGGUCAGCACGCAUGUUCUUCAUAACAUUAAUAUGAUCUCAAUGUAGCAAUGUUACAAUGUUGACAAUCUACGAGGUAGGAAUGCUCAUUCCUUUACCGCCUUCUUGAACCCAUUGGGUGGAAACUUCAAUCUGAGAUGGUGCAUAGGUUGUACACAGGAAUAGGCUGUUGUUAAGACCACUAAACAUUAUGUUUAUGAGGGGAGUAGUUGCGAAAGCUUUAUAAUUUAUCUUCAUGCAGAAAUGGAUCUUCUCUUUUAAAGAAUGUAGGGUACUGUGGAGUCAAAUUUUCAAACCCAGGGUUAAACAUUUAUAGGUAACUACUCUUUGCAGACUGUUUUCAUAGCUUCUUAGCUGUCUCUUUAAAGCAGAAUUGCUUUAAUAGUGUAUUUUACUAGAUUUAAAUCUACUUCAGUUGCCUGGGAUGAAGGUUACGCCGCAUUGCAAAACCUGUGACUUGCAAUAUGUGUCCGGAGGUAUAUGAUUUAAAUUUGAGGUUUUAAAAUAUGUAGCUUUUAAGGAAUUUCAGGCACUGGGCUACCAUUCUUUCAGGGAAAGGUAACUAAUUAAUCUUGUUUUUCCUUUUAAGAUAAUAUAGUACAAAAAUAAUAUAGUUUUUUAGUUUUUGCCCUUUAAUUCUUGAUGGUGUACAUCUUUAACAUGCUAGUUCCAUGGAAACGAGAAAUGUGACACUGACAUGGUCAUACUAGAUAUUUUAAAAAAAAAAAUUAGAAAACGGAACAUGUAUAUAUUUUAGUAAUUCAAUCUCAAAUCUUAUUUAAAUAAAAUAAGUCAUCUAAUAUUUAUAAGUCAUGUCAACAUUCUUGAAUAAAAUCUAAUUAAGCAAUAAUUAUUUUAUCUAUUCCAGAUUUUCUGUUGCAUCAUCAUCAAUAUAAUAGGUAAACGGAGCAGGGUAUAUUAUGUAUUAUCAUCAAUAUAUAGAAAAAAAAGAAAAGUCAUUUAUAUAUAUAUAUAUAUAUAUAUAUAUAUAUAAUUGACUAUGUAUAUAUGAUAAAUAUCGUAUGGAAAACAAUGUUGUCUGAGAAAGCCAAAGUAGGAAGGCAAAUAAAUGGGAAUAAGUUUCGAAAUCCUUCUCAAAUUAGGAAAUUAGUAAAAGUUUCUUUAAAAAGUUUUUUUUUUUUUUUUUAAAUAUUCAGAAAUAAAUAAAAAAAUAUUGGGAACUUGUUAUUCUUUUGAAGUUGUAGAGAAGUGUUGGAAGAGUUGAUGAAGAAUUUAGGCAUGCGGAGGUAAAUGCAAAUUUGAAAAUGUAAAUGAAUAGUUUGUUUUGAAUUGUAGUUUGCAGGAAAGGCAAGUUAUUUGGUACUUAAAUGGCAUAGUUGCUUCCGGUGUUUGAAAUAAGCCAUUAUUUGUGCAGGUAAAACAUUUUCAAAUUGAAAGCUACAAGAGUUAUGUCUUUAAUUGACAACCGUAUAUGUAAGAGCUGUUUGCGUUUGGUAUUAUUGUUUUGGGCUGGAGCUGUUCUAAAGUUGCCAUGUUAUUUCUGUAAUGCAAUACCAUAGGCUUUUUUUUAUGAUUAUAACAAUCUCCGUUCAUCUAUCUCACCGUUUAAUUGAUUAAGACUUUUACCUUCA
Molecule: messenger RNA, 3387 nt
Organism: Ricinus communis (castor bean)
Lineage: Eukaryota; Viridiplantae; Streptophyta; Magnoliopsida; Malpighiales; Euphorbiaceae
Product: luc7-like protein 3
Exons: 8
Coding region: 342-1388 (348 amino acids)
Biological process (GO): mRNA splice site recognition
Cellular component (GO): U2-type prespliceosome; U1 snRNP
Molecular function (GO): mRNA binding
Source: RefSeq, a predicted model, not a curated record